AUGGAUAUGACCAACGACGACGACGUUAUCAAUUCUACUACGAACUGGAGACUCGCCGGCGGUACCCUCAGAGAUUCCAUCUCCUUUGAGUCGUCCUUCUUGACUUUCACCGCUAGCCACGAAUCUGACGACGGAACCAUCACCACCGCCGUCGAUCAUGUGGCCAAGUCCCCGCUGCUUCUGAUCGCUCCGAUUCCCAACGGCGAGCCUUGUGAAAUUACCAUUACAUUUGCGCAAGAGCAUGAAUUGAGGCAAGUCUAUAUCCGAAGUAGUGCACGGGUAUACGAAGUUUACUACACCAAAAAUCGGGGACGUGACAAAGAAUACCUGUGUACAGUUCGAUGCGGCAUUGCAAUGAGAGGAGAGGAAGUGCUUGAGAUCCCUCUCACUGAGUCAGCUAGUGAAGUGGAACAGAUGAAGGAUCCGACGGAGAAGAGUGUAAAAGAUAAUGGCAAUGGACGCACCAACGAAGAUGAUUGGGUUGAAGUGAAAGCUGGCGAUGCUUCUUCGGAAAAAAAAUUGCUUCCACUGCCACAAUUAGGAAAACAGGAUUUCUUUGAAGCUACUGCAGAGAUGGAAGAUGCAGAUCCUUGCAUUUCCAUUACGCUCCGUCUUCUCUCCCUUCAGGACAAACGAUGUGCAGUUGUUGAUGAAGUUUAUGUGUUUGCUGAUCCUGUUGAUGAAUGUGAGUCAGAGAAGGAAGAAGCAAGUGGGAAAGGAAAUUCAUCCAGUAGUGCGCUGAUGGCUAUGUUUAUGCCCACUCUUUUGCAGCUAUCUCGAGGAAAAGAUGUCAGAAAACAACUAGAUAGUCAAGUUUCGGGAACUUUGGGACUGUCGAAUGAUUCAGGUAAGAUCAUGAAUGAAAUUCAGCAGGAGAGAAAUUUCAGUAAAUCUGAUCUCAAAGGAGUGAGCUCACCAGUUUUAGUCGAUACUCCUGCAAAACAUGUUGAUGCAACACGAGUAUCUGAAGCACAAAUCAAACCUGAGUUGUCUUGCAACAAUGUGGAGACUAUCCUGCAUCAGCUUGUUAACAGGGUAAGCAGGAUUGAAACUAUCUUGACAAGAUUUGAAGAUCAGAUGUUGAAACCUAUCAAUAGCAUUGACGCAAGGCUCCAGAUAGUAGAGAAGAAACUGGAACAGCUAGGCAAGAAAUCGUUUGAGUCUGAGUUGCUUGUUGAAACAGAAACACCCAAUACAGAUUCUCUGGGCAGUGAUACAGAUAAAUCUCCUGAAACCGAUGAGUUGGGUGGAUUGGCCAAAAACACAGAUAAUCCAGAAUUGGCCUCUUGUUCUGAAACAGUUGUCCCUGACUCCUCUAGUAUAGACAACAGUAAAGACUAUGCAGUUGUACUACCGAAGAACAGGCUGGAUAGUAAGUUCGUAGAAUCAGGAGAUGAGAUGAUUUCUGUUGAAUCUCAGAUCAGUGAUAAGGAGGAUGGUCAUUCUCCUGGGAGAGUAUCUGUUGAAGAGAAACCAAAACGUUCGGUGUCUAUAAAUGAUGCUUUAGCAUCCGCACUUGCUGGAUUAUUGUCUUCAACUUCAAUCACGGACGGAAAAUACAGCCAAGCCCUGGUAGUUACAGCCCCUGAGUUUUCAAACGAAGAUGACUCGGAGAUGGAAGAGACACCUCCGACUGGUACCCGUCCAGACAAAAGCCAAGUUGCAGAAGAGGAGUUGGGAAACACAUACACUGCUUCUUCGGAGAGCGCAACUUCUUCACAGAAAGAGCCUGACAUUAUUGAAGAGGAUUCUGAAGAAAUGACUAGUGAGGUUUCUGAAAAAUUGGGUGAUAGUGUGGGAGCAUGUGACGAUGCUGAGACAGUGGUUAGCGUCAGGAACGAUGAUUUUGAUGAAGAGAUGGUGACAUCAAGUAAAAAUCCCGAUUCCAUGGUUCACGAGCUCGAGAAUUCAACUGUAACUACUGAGUCCAAAGGAGAGCCUAAAAUGGAUGAUGUCUUGAAGAGUGUUCUCGGUUUUCAACCUAGUACUUCUUCGGUCGAUUUCCUAACUCCUGUCCUCGAUGUGAAAUUUAACUCAGAUAAAAAAGUCUCAGAGAACGAGGAUUUCUUUGAGGCACUCUUCACAGAGGAAUCCAAGACUAUAGUAGAUUGCUACAACGAAGCUUUUGGUGAUGAUAACUUGGUCUCGGUUGAAGAUGAGGAACUAAAAGGCCCACCAACAGAUACCCUUUCGUCUGUGGAGAUGGAUUACUAUGAGACGAACGAGAUGCAUCUACACGUGGGUGUUGAAAUAUCAACAGCAAGUCUGAUAUAA
This is a messenger RNA of Microthlaspi erraticum, 2274 nucleotides long. The record is from the annotation of a GenBank genome assembly. NCBI's taxonomy places the organism in Eukaryota, Viridiplantae, Streptophyta, Magnoliopsida, Brassicales, Brassicaceae.